CCCGAGCCCCCGCAGCCUGCACUCACUAACACAUGAACAAGGAGGGAAGCGGUGGAUGAUGAUUUAACCCUGUCAGCGUCCCCCGAACCCCAGUUUAACCCGAGUUUAUCUCCAGUCUGAUGAGCAGAAUCCCCGCAGGCUUGACAGGCAGCUGAGCGGUGUAGUAUCUGCAGGCCUGUGGAUCUGAGGAGCUGUAUCCGCCGCUGUGAAUGAAUGGUAGCCUGUUAGCCGGAGAGCUAACCGCUGAUCUGCGCUGAUCCUCCUGCUGCUGCGUCUCACCGCCGCUUCUCUCUGAGCAGUGAUCAGAAACUCAGGACCAUGCUGGCGGAGCUGCUGCAGCUGCCCGUGCAGGAUCAGAUAUUCUACGCGGUGCUGGUGUUCUCAUGGACGGUGUAUCUGUGGGAGGCCUACCUCGCCUACAGACAGCGAAGGAUAUACAGGUCGACUAUGCAUGUGCCCACUGAGCUGGGGAAGAUUAUGGACUCGGAGACGUUCGAGAAGUCACGACUCUACCAGCUGGACAAAAGCAACUUCGGCUUCUGGUCUGGACUUUACUCUGAGACUGAGGGAACGCUGAUUCUGCUGUUGGGAGGGAUCCCCUUCCUCUGGAAGAUCUCGGGAAAUCUGACUGCUCGAUUUGGUCUGGGACCAGAGUAUGAGAUCUCCCAGUCUUUGGUCUUCUUGAUGCUGGCAACUUUGUUCAGUGCCUUCACAGGUCUACCAUGGAGCCUGUACAACACCUUUGUCAUUGAGGAGAAGCACGGAUUCAACCAGCAGACAUUAGGGUUCUUCCUGAAGGAUGCCCUAAAGAAGUUUGCAGUGACUCAGUGUAUUCUUCUCCCUGUGACCUCUCUUCUGCUCUACAUCAUAAAAAUCGGUGGAGAUUACUUCUUCAUCUACGCCUGGCUCUUCACUCUCAUCGUCUCUCUGGUGCUGGUGACCAUCUACGCUGACUACAUUGCCCCACUGUUUGAUAAGUUCACACCACUGCCAGAUGGAGAGCUAAAAACAGAUAUUGAGAGCAUGUCCAAAUCCAUCAGCUUCCCUCUCACCAAGAUCUAUGUGGUUGAAGGUUCUAAAAGGUCAUCUCACAGUAACGCCUACUUCUACGGUUUCUUCAAGAACAAGAGGAUUGUACUGUUCGACACGCUGCUGGAGGAUUACUCCCCUCUGAACCAGAGCGGUGAGGGGGAGGCUGCUACAGAGCAGAAGGAGGAGAGCGAGGUGUCAGGUGACGAGAGCAAGCCCAAACCCAAGAACAAGAAGCAAGGCUGCAGUAACCCAGAGGUUCUGGCUGUUCUUGGUCAUGAACUGGGCCACUGGAAACUGGGCCACACCAUAAAGAACAUCAUCAUUAGCCAGAUGAACUCCUUCCUCUGCUUUUUCCUUUUUGCUGCUCUGAUUGGUCGGAAAGAACUCUUCUUGGCCUUUGGAUUCAAUGACAGCCAGCCAACCCUCAUUGGGCUGAUGAUCAUUUUCCAGUUCAUCUUCUCACCAUACAACGAGUUGCUGUCGUUCUGUCUGACUGUGCUGAGUCGUCGGUUCGAGUUCCAGGCAGACAGGUUUGCUCGGGGCCUGGGUCGAUCCGCUGAGCUUUACUCGGCUCUCAUCAAGCUCAACAAAGACAACUUGGGCUUUCCAGUGGCCGACUGGCUGUUCUCCAUGUGGCACUACUCCCACCCGCCACUGUUGGAGCGCCUGAGAGCCCUCACCGGCCCUAAGCAGGACUGACGGUUCCACAAGAGGGCGCCGCGCUCACCACCCAGGAAGGGCCAGCGCCGGCCUCUGCUGGCCAUUUAAAAAGCAAAAUCUUUUCUCAAUCUCCUUUUUAUUAUAUAUUUUUUGUUUUAUUUCAGUAUUUUCUGAUCCCUUGGUGUGUAUCAGUUAGUUGAGUUUAAACUAGUUUGAACUUGUGCCGUGGUUUCCAGCUGCAGUCUUGUUGAACUUCCAAGUAUUUUCAUUUUUCCCUAACGCACCUUAUCCAGGUCUCUCAGUAAGUGACCUACCUAUUCAUGCAAUGUUUACAAAUGGGCUGUUGAGAGAUUGGACAAACUUUGGUUACGAAAUGUUGUUGAGUUUGUUUGGCUUAAAACCUUGAACUACCCAACUGUGGUAUUUUUAUAUUUAAUCCAUCACAGCAGUGCCACCAUACAAAACAAGUGUACACACUGUACAUUUAGAUAUUUCAGCAAUAACCGAGCUGUGCGCUACAGCUUCCCAUGAACCUGAAUGGGUUUUUCAUUUGACAUUUGACCAAUUUGUCCAGUUUUGCAACAUUUGCAAUGUGUGCAUUUGCGAUAUAAUGCAUUUGUGGGCGGAGCAUGGCUAGGUCAUCUGUCAAGCCCUUUAUAAAAUGGAUUAGGUGGGUUGGGAGAGGGGAAAAUCUGUUCCUAUGACUGCAGCUGAAAACUGCUGGCCUAAGUGGCUUUAACUGAACAAGGGCUUGAGGAAGCUGACCUUACUGACUGAUCAUGUUAGCGCUCACUAUCUGAGCACCUAGGUUUAUGUUUAUGCAUUUAGUUAUGUUUGCUAUGUUUGUUUGGAGAUUUUGUCUCAUUCCAAUUAAGUAGUCCCAGUUUUAGAAAGGCCAGAAUUCAGCUGUUUCUGCAGUUUGCUGCUUUCCCUGCUCAAGCACCCCAAGGACUAUUGGUGGAACAGUGCGUAGAAUCACGUGUGCUUCAGGAGGGAAAUCGCCCGACUGCUUUAGACUUUGUUUCUUUUCAAUGCCCCUUUAGGCAGGACCUCCUGAGACUCCUUAAAAAGGUGAAUUUUUAUGUAUUCCCAUGGUCAAGCGAAAUAUUUUUGAUCAUUUCAGUUCGUCACCUCGGGAACAGGCAUUUGUUUUACUUUGGAACCAAAAAGAUUCUGAUCAAUUUGUAAAUAGUGUUAAUUUUUUUUGUUAAUUGAGAGCAACUUACAAGCAUACGGUACAAAUUUGAGAAAUGUUGAAGGAAUAGUUAGCAAUUUUCUGAAAAUGUUUUAUUGUUUAGUUUCUUUUCAUUCUCAGUGCCUGUGUGUGUGUAUGUGUGAGUGGCAGGAGUGCUUCUAAGGGAAUGGUGUGUGUGUAGGAGUGAUGAGUCUAAUCCCAUCUCAUUUUCUCAGUUUCAUGAUUUCAUGCAAAGUUCCACAUUCUUACUUGAAGGGAAACCUUUUGUUCCUAAUUUUUUUAAUGUAGGUCUGCACAGUAUAUAGAUAAAUACAUACAAGAUAAAUACUGGAAUUGGGGAUAUUGGAAAUAUUACAAUAUAUUAAACAGUGAAAACUGGGGUGAAAGUUCAGCACCCACAGAAGCUCUCACCUGUUGUUAGUUGUAAUUGGUCAGGCUGCUCACAGGACACAGUGAACAGAAUUAUGAUUGGUUAGAGGGCUUAUAUGCAUGCCUUCUGUAACAACAGGCCAAUAUUGCGCAGCUCUACUUCCUUCAGUACAUUCAGACAAGAGUGUACUUUGUUUCUCUACGUUUUUGAACAUUAGCAUUUGAAGCAACAGUUAUAAACCAUUAAUCAGGACUUAAGGGCUGCCGUUACAAUACGUCAAGUUUGCAUGAUAAAAUUUGGAACACAGCCCCCAAGAUAUCCACCGUGAUCUCUACCACUGGAACUGGCUGAAAAAGACUGAAAUUACAACAGAUCCUAUCAUUCAGAGGAUUCCUCCUCAUCAUCCUCCUCCUUCAGAUAGUGGUGGCUUGGUCAUGUGAUCAGGCAUCAUGAGCUGCGUCUCAAUUGGCUCUCUGCUCCACACUAGGAUGCUUAUAGCGCUGAAUUACCCACAAGGAGGAGGUUGAACAUGAGAUCUAUUCUUCAGACUUAAACUCUUCAUACUCCCCUUGGAAAUCACCCUUUGCACUUCUACAUUUGCGGUGUUUGAUGUGACAUUUACGGAUGUGCUUUGUCUCAUAAUUAAAACCUUUCACAACG
This is a messenger RNA of Astyanax mexicanus (Mexican tetra), 3917 nucleotides long. RefSeq names its product zinc metallopeptidase, STE24 homolog (gene zmpste24). Gene Ontology annotation, biological process: CAAX-box protein processing. Gene Ontology annotation, molecular function: metalloendopeptidase activity. NCBI's taxonomy places the organism in Eukaryota, Metazoa, Chordata, Actinopteri, Characiformes, Acestrorhamphidae. Gene Ontology annotation, cellular component: endoplasmic reticulum membrane. The transcript has 10 exons. The coding region runs from base 319 to 1731 and encodes 470 amino acids. The record is from RefSeq and is a predicted model, not a curated record.